This is a messenger RNA of Thalassophryne amazonica, 841 nucleotides long. Its product is annotated as stathmin-4-like. Bases 139 to 600 code for a protein of 153 amino acids. Lineage: Eukaryota; Metazoa; Chordata; Actinopteri; Batrachoidiformes; Batrachoididae. Gene Ontology annotation, biological process: microtubule depolymerization; regulation of microtubule polymerization or depolymerization; neuron projection development. Gene Ontology annotation, molecular function: tubulin binding. Gene Ontology annotation, cellular component: cytoplasm; neuron projection. The record is from RefSeq and is a predicted model, not a curated record. The transcript has 7 exons.
GCCAAUGGGAUUGCUGCUGGGUGAUGUCAUGCUGCUGUGUGGUGCUGAUGCUGCUGAGCUGCAAUCUUCAUUGUGCACACAGACGCUCCAGAGCAUCACUGCAGGGAACAGACUCUACCUCACAGAGACAACACCAGAAUGAUUCCAGCAGUAUACAGAGAAAAGAUGCGAGAGCUCCCCCUGGUGUCUUUGUUCUGUUCCUGCUUCCUGCCCAAGCCCAUCGACACAGCAGUGGACACAAAAGAAGGCGUGGUGGACUUGAACCUGUGCAGCAUCCGCGACAUGGAGAUCAUUGAGCUCAACAAGCGAGCAAGCGGUCAGGCCUUUGAGGUCAUCCUAAAGCCGCCAACCUUUGAUGGUGGGCCUGAGCUGAGGGCAACUACACCCCCUCGUCCUAAACCAUCACUGGAAGAGAUCCAGAAAAAACUGGAUGCUGCUCAGGAAAGGAGGAAGUGUCAAGAAGCAGAACUUCUGAAGCACCUGGCCGAGCGCAGAGAGCAUGAACGCGAAGUCGCCCAGAAAGCUUUACUGAAAGAACACCGUGUGGAUGCAAGAAAGGAACAGCAGGAGAAGGAAAAGCACUGUGUGGAGGUGUCCUGAUGGCCUGAUCACAACACAAGCUGAACUUCAUUUGGAAGCCAUUUUUGGAAGGCACUGAUGUGCUGGAAACCUGGCGCCGCUCUGAGUGGAAGGACUGACAUGUUUCUACAAAUGAGCUAAAGAAGGAGAAAAAGAUGAUGUGGAGGACAGAGUCUGACUGUGUGACCUCCAUUGUUCAACGGGACUCUAUUCCAACAGAUGAACUUUUUCGAAAACAUCAGGACAUUCAGUGAUUCACAAG